This is a messenger RNA of Chelonia mydas (Green sea turtle), 1025 nucleotides long. RefSeq names its product phospholipase A2 inhibitor and Ly6/PLAUR domain-containing protein-like. Lineage: Eukaryota; Metazoa; Chordata; Testudines; Cheloniidae. The transcript has 4 exons. The record is from RefSeq and is a predicted model, not a curated record. Bases 1 to 582 code for a protein of 193 amino acids.
AUGCCCGCCCCACGCGUCCUCUGCCUGCUUGCCGCUCUCCUGGCUGUGGCGGAGGCCCAGGGGACAGCAGAAACGAAGGAAAAUGCAGGCUAUUCCUUCUCCUGUGUAUCCUCCGCCACGCCCAGGAACAUCUCCCUCUUCUUCGGGAACGGGGUCUUUGUGAAGAUUCAAUCCCAGACCUGCUCUACGAACAGCUGCAAUAUCGAGUUCCCUCCUGUCUGGCCGAUCAUCAACACCGUCUACACGGGAGGCCGGUGCCCGAUCUGCAUUGCCCCGGGUCAGAGCAGCUGUUCCAGCACGGAGACCCUGCAGUGCGAGGGCCGUGCCAGCCAGUGCAUUUCCAUCAGCGGGCAGAUCUCGGAAGAUAACAUCACGAUACCCUUUGCAGCCAGCGGCUGCGCUACCCCGAAUGCCUGCGAACUCAAGAAGGGAGAGAUUCUGAACUCGGGAGUGUUCACCUACACAAUAGCACAGAUUGAGUGUUACACGCCCAGCAGUGCUCAGCGGAUGCUGGGCCCCUUCGUCCUGGGCAGCAUCUUGCCCAGUCUGGCUGGGCUCCUGGCAGUGAAAUUCCUCUCCUAAUGCCCCCUCUGUGUUGCUCCCCCUCCGCCAGGGGGAGCCACCCCACAGCUGAAUGAUGCCCUCAUGGUCCGUGGGUCUCUCUCCUCUCCCCACACCCACCCACGCCUCAGUUUCCCCAUCUGUGCCCAAAGGAUAAUGAAGCUGAACUGCUUUUGCAAAGAUCCAGGGAGUCAGGGCCCCAGGCAAAGCCCAUUACAGCCAGAGUGGGAGGAGGGGGCGCGUGUGUCUCUGGACAGACUGUGACGUGCUGGGGAACAGCGCUGGGUCUUAUUGUAUUCCACAGCAGCCCCUGAGAGACCAGCGUGGGGACAGAACUGGGGACAGCCUGGGCUCCCAGCCCCCACUGCUCGACCCCAUCAGCCCCCACUCCUCUCCCAGAGCUGGGAUAGAACCCAGGAGUCCUGGCUCCCAGCCACCCCGCUCUAACCACGGCACACCACUCC